AUGUCACCAGCUUGGGAACAUGGAAAAACUGUGGGUUAUGGGAUGAAGCUCUCAUUACUGAUGUCGGUGCCCAUUAUCAAUGAUGUACCAACACUGGACAAACUCACCACUCUUGAACUCAAUCACUUAAUCUUGCAUGAACUGUUGCCACAAAAAGAUGAUGCAGAGAUUAGUUAUGUAUUGUUGCAGAUUUUUAAAUCAUUUACCUUUCAACUCCCAGAUGUGACAGAGCUACAGGUCCCAUUACAUAAAAUUUGCUAUUGGGACGACAGACUUCACAGAAAGUUUGCCACCAUAGGUGAAAAUGACCUGGCUCAUCUGUAUGACAAAGAUGAAUGCCAGUGGAACUGGCCGCUCCUGAAAUUGCACCACAAUGAUGUCAAGCAGUGGCUGCUCCCUAGUGAUGGGAGUCUUGGAGAUUGGCAGGAGGAGAGCACCAUGGCAGAUGUGGAGUCUGGAAGUGGAGGUGGUGGCGGUUCAUCUUUUGAGCCUGCCAGUAAGGAAGAACUCCUGGGCCCCUCUGGGCUGCAGCCAGAAGAUGGUGACUUGGGCUUGGAUACACCCUCACCACUGUUUGAGGGAGUCUUUGUGAUGUUCUUCAAUGUUUUACGUUUUGCACUCACCCAGAAGGUGCCAAAGAUUGUACAGGAGACCAACCCAGUCCCACACCUGUGGAGUGCAGGAAACUCUACACGCCCUGUGAAGGAUGAAGAAGUUUCAUGA
Molecule: messenger RNA, 723 nt
Organism: Suillus subaureus
Lineage: Eukaryota; Fungi; Basidiomycota; Agaricomycetes; Boletales; Suillaceae
Exons: 1
Coding region: 1-723 (240 amino acids)
Source: RefSeq, a predicted model, not a curated record